Messenger RNA from Choloepus didactylus (southern two-toed sloth), 2217 nucleotides. Its product is annotated as basic proline-rich protein-like. The record is from RefSeq and is a predicted model, not a curated record. The transcript has 4 exons. The coding region runs from base 1 to 2217 and encodes 738 amino acids. Lineage: Eukaryota; Metazoa; Chordata; Mammalia; Pilosa; Megalonychidae.
AUGCCCCCUGCCCCCCUCCAGAACCCGCCGGGCUGGUGUGGGGACAACUUGGGGGACCCUCCAGGGACCCCCUGUGAUGAGGGGGUGGGCUCCCAGAGUCACCAAGGCUCGGGCCAGGGUUCUCAGGGACAAACGAACGCAAGUGCGGCUCCAGGAGGUCCCGCGCAGACGCCUCCUAAACCACUGCAGGAGUUUGUAGGUGAGAAGCCUGUGGAGCAAGUUGCUGUUACCUUCAUCACAAACCGAGACCCGGGCCGCCCCUCUGCAGAGAGACCGCCAAUGAAAGAACGGCCUUGCCGGGGCCUCGCCGAGUUCCCCGAGGGCUCGGGGCUGGGGCCUCCCGCCGCUCCCGCCGCGCCGUGUUGGUCUGCAGAGGGGGUGCCAAGCCCCAGAGAGCCGCCACCCUGGGGGACAGCAGAGGGAGGUGGGCACCCUCUUUUCAGCUCUCCUUCAUCCUGCUCACCGUGUGUCCUCUUGUUUGGGAUCCAGAACCCAGAUGACAUCACCGUGCAGGGGACACGUGGCUGUGGGAGGAUGUGGGGCUGUGCACGCAGCCUCCACUGUCCGCGCCGGACCCCACCCUCACAGUGGGCAUCUUGGUGGUUUGGGGAGCUGCGUGGGCGGUGGGGGAGCCUGUGCCGGGAGUUUGGGGCCCCGGGUGCUCAUCCACCACCUGCCGUCAGGUGGCCUCGGGGAACCUGGCGAGAGGAAAAGUGCCAGGGCCUGUGUCACCGCAAGGGUGCAUGGCUGUCGCUGACAUCGCCACAUCCGCGCGGCAGGCCCGGCCCCCAGGCAGUGCCCUGCAUGUCGGCGGCCCCGGGGUGGGCUGUGCUGCACGGCCGGGAGCUGAAGCUGAGCCGCUGUCUCUGCACCCGGCUCCGCACCCAGCUCUGCCCUGGGCCGGCUUGGCUCCUGCAGGAAGCGGCCUUGCAGCUGCGCCCUCCAGCUGUGCCCCCUCCAGCUGUGCCCUCCCCCAGCUGUGCCCCCUCCAGCUGUGCCCCCUCCAGCUGUGCCCUCCCCCAGCUGUGCCCUCCCCCAGCUGUGCCCUCCCCCCGCUGUGCCCCCUCCAGCUGUGCCCUCCAGCUGUGCCCUCCUCCAGCUGUGCCCCCUCCAGCUGUGCCCCCUCCAGCUGUGCCCCCCAGCUGUGCCCUCCCCCAGCUGUGCCCUCCUCCAGCUGCGCCCUCCUCCAGCUGCACCCUCCAGCUGUGCCCUCCUCCAGCUGUGCCCUCCUCCAGCUGCGCCCUCCAGCUGUGCCCCCUCCAGCUGUGCCCUCCCCCAGCUGUGCCCUCCUCCAGCUGUGCCCUCCUCCAGCUGCACCCUCCAGCUGUGCCCUCCUCCAGCUGCACCCUCCUCCAGCUGCGCCCUCCAGCUGUGCCCCCUCCAGCUGUGCCCUCCCCAAGCUGUGCCCUCCUCCAGCUGUGCCCUCCUCCAGCUGCGCCCUCCAGCUGUGCCCUCCUCCAGCUGUGCCCUCCCCUAGCUGUGCCCCCCUCCACCUGUGCCCUCCUCCCUCUCCCUGGCAGGGCUGUGGGGGGUCGGGGGUCAGGGGUCAGUGUCACAAGACUGGGAGUGGGGUGGUGGUGGAUGGUGGAGAGGCCAGAGGGUGGACGGGACCCUCCCCCUGACCGAUGGGCUGGGGGGCAGGCGGGACUCCCACCCACCGAUGGGCUGGGGGUUCUGGGGGGCGGGACUCCCGGUUGUUGUGAGGAAGAAACUGGGGGCAAGCCCCAGAGUAGCGAGCUCCCCUACCCGAGAGCCCUCACCUGGCACCUGGCUGAGUCCCCUCCUGCCUUUGCAGGGGGACAAGGGAAGGAUGGCAUCGGGCACACCCCAGCACCCACGCUGCAGCGACUCAGGACUGGACCCCGGCGGCAGCCUCUGCCCUGGGCCCCGGCUGCUGACCCUGGGCGGCCCUGUCCCACCACAGCCGUGGCUGCUGCAGAGGCCCUCGAGGACCCCCCUUGGCUGACCAUCCCACCCACCUCACGGAGGUCAGCGAAGGGCCUGGAGUUCACAGGCCGCUGCCACCAGGGGCCGGGCGGGAGCGCCAGGGAGCCCCAGGCCCGGCCUGUCCUCCGCAGCUGGGACGCGGCCACGGGGGGGCCUCUUCAUAGACCCGAAUUUGGGGCACCUCCAGGGGGCUGCUCAGAGGGCCUGGGGCCAGGCGGGCCUGGGGGUGGCCGGAGGACCACGGAGGGCCUGGGUUUGUGCCCCAGAUGA